Argentina anserina (silverweed cinquefoil) is the source of this 1432-nucleotide messenger RNA. RefSeq lists its product as uncharacterized. The record is from RefSeq and is a predicted model, not a curated record. The transcript has 11 exons. Lineage: Eukaryota; Viridiplantae; Streptophyta; Magnoliopsida; Rosales; Rosaceae. Gene Ontology annotation, molecular function: translation initiation factor activity. Bases 80 to 1306 code for a protein of 408 amino acids. Gene Ontology annotation, cellular component: cytoplasm; eukaryotic translation initiation factor 3 complex. Gene Ontology annotation, biological process: cytoplasmic translational initiation.
AGUCGUCAUUCUCAGCGUUAUCUAGGGUUUUGAACACAGAGCUGCGAAACCAAGCGCAGCUGCUCAGAGCUUUCCACCAAUGACGACCAUUGUCCCUACUUCCGAGGAAGAGCCCACUCUCGCCGUCGUCCGUUACGCCUCCGAGCAAGCCUGGGCCGAUGCCGGCGCUGAGGUUGCGGAUGAACAAGUCAGGAGACUGUAUGAAGAAGCCAAACAAUGCUUUGAUGACGCCAGGUGGUUUGACUUGGUGUCACUUAUGCUAACUUCAGCUGAUGUGAUACUCUCAAAGGUCUCAGACAAAGAUCUUGAGUGCAUCUUCACUGUUAUCUGCAAUGUUGUUACAAAUUCUGAAAUUCCUGAUGAAGUACGCCAGAUGGUAGAACUUAUCUCUGGAAAGGUUACACAGCAACCAAGUGACAAACCUGCAUCGCGCUUAAAAAUUUUGUUCACUCUGUACAACCUACUGGAGGAUCCAUAUAGUCGGUUCUCUGUUUACAUGAGCGCUCUAAAUUUGGCCAUCAAGGGAAAGGUCACUGAGCAUGUCCUCCCUACGUUCAAACAGAUUGAUAGUUUCUUGAAAGAGUGGAAUAUUGGGGUCUCGGACCAGAGGCAGCUACUUCUUACCAUAUCUAAUAUUCUAAAAGAUAAAAGCUUGGCAAAGGAAUCUUUCAAAUUUUUAACCAAGUACUUGGCAACAUUUUCUGGUGAAGAUGCACAAGUUUUGAGCCAAGCCAAGGAUGAGGCUGUUCGCACAAUUGUAGAAUUUGUGAAGGCACCAGACAUGUUUCAGUGUGAUUUGCUAGAUAUGCCUGCUGUUGCACAGUUGGAGAAGGAUGCUAAUCUUGCAUCGGCAUAUCAGCUUCUGAAGAUAUUUUUGACUCAGAGGCUGGAUGCGUAUUUUGAGUUUCAGGCAGCAAAUUCUGAUUUGCUGGAAAGCUAUGGCCUUGUCCAUGAAGAUUGUAUUACUAAGAUGAGGUUGAUUUCAUUGGUGGAUCUUGGCUCUAAUGAAUCUGGACGAAUUCCUUAUAGUCUUAUCAGAGAUACACUUCAGAUUAAUGAUGAUGAAGUGGAACUCUGGGUGGUUAAGGCUAUAAUUGCCAAGUUACUGGACUGUAAAAUGGACCAGAUGAAUGAAGUUGUAAUUGUGACUCGCUCUAUUCAGCGUGUGUUCGGCAAGGAGCAAUGGCAUACCCUCAAGACAAAGCUUGCAUCUUGGAGGGGCAAUAUUGCACAUGUGAUCAGCACUGUUCAAGCUAACAGGCCAGUUGAAGAUGGUGCCCAGGCCGCUCAAGGCUUGGUUCGUUAGGAUGCUUUUGUCUUCCCUAUUUCUUUUCUUAGGUAGUCUGGAUCAUAUGAUGUGACGAUCCAAAUAUCUUGGAAUUUUUUGACGGAUAGUGUUUUGUUAUAUCUAUAAAUAUGCUAAGCGUGAACA